CAUCCAAUUCCACUCCAAUUACGCUCGGGGCACAUGAUUUUGUAUUCAUACAAAUCACACACACUGAUAUUUGCAUUAUGUAAGUAGUAAUAAGUGAUUAAAUUUUAUCUUACCGAGAUAAUUUCACUCUUUAAAUACUGGUGCAAGUUUAAUUCUUAAGUGUUCAUCGAUUCAAAAAUAAUUCUAUUUUAAUAAAAACUCUUCAUAAUGAAGACAUCAAUUUUAUUCUUAAUUACUGCACUUUUGUGCACUUUCACCAAUUCGGAAAAGAUUCUUGUCUUAUCCUUCUUCGCGUCAAAAUCUCACAAGAUCACUUACAUGCCUCUCCUUGAAGCCUUGGCCGCUAAGGGUCACCAAGUCACGAUGAUCACCUGCGUCAAACCGGACAAGGAGAUCAAGAACCUUAAAGAAGUCUACACCUUCGAUGUACAAACUGAACUAUUUGACAAAUUCGACGCCCUGAAGUUGAAGCAGGAAAACAAGAGUUUCAAUCCUCUCGAGAUGAUUGGACAUUUCCAAGAAGGGUGCUUCACAACGUACCAACUUCCCCAGGUGAAGGAAGUUAUUUCUCAAGAAUACGACCUCGUCUUUAUGCAACCUGCCAUGAACGAGUGUGCUCUCGGCAUUGUUCACAAGAUGAAGGCCCCCCUCGUCAUUUUCAUGCCGGCGAGCGUCCCUAGUUUCAUCGCGGCUAGGAUAGGAAACCCACUUCCGCCUUCGUUCGUGCCCCACAUUAUGCUCGGCUACUCCCCCACGAUGACGUUUUACGAAAGGUUCAUCAAUUUUGGGAUGAACGUUGUAUACGAUGUGGGAAUCUGGCUAAUUUACGACCCUGCCAUGGAGUCCGUGUACCGGAAAGAGUUUGGGGAUGAGACGAUCCCAUCGCUGGCGACGAUUCUGGGAAACGCAUCCCUAAUUCUGAGCAAUGGACAUUUUAGUAUCACUGGGCCGAAACCGUACCUUCCGGAUAUCAUUGACGUGGGGGGAAUACAUUCCAAACCGGCCAAGAAACUUCCAGAGGAGCUUGAGAAAUUCGUGACUAAAAAAGGAUCAAAGGGGUUCAUCUACUUUAGUCUUGGUUCCGUCAUCAAAACCGACUCAAUGUUAGAAGACAGAAGAAAAAUGUUGCUUAAAGUUUUCGCAAAAUUUAAAGAUUAUCAAAUCGUGUGGAAAUGGAACGACGAGAAAAUGGCGGAUAAGCCGGAAAAUGUGUAUUUAAGCCGGUGGCUUCCCCAACAGGACCUGCUUGGACAUAAGGACGCACGCUUGUUUAUUACACAUUGUGGGGGAGGUGGGACUGAAGAGGCUAUUUACCAUGGCGUCCCCCUGCUUGGAAUGCCUAUUAUGGGAGAUCAGCCAAUGAAUGCGAAACUGGCAAAGCGUCUGGGAAUCAUUCACGAAAUUGAUUGGAAUGAAUUGACAGAGGAGAAUCUAACGAAUGGAAUUAAAGAAGUUUUAACCAACCCAGUAUAUCGUGACAACGUCAAGAGAUUAUCCACCGUUUUCAGAGAUCAGAUUGAUGAUCCUUUAACCCGUGCUGUUUACUGGAUUGAAUAUGUCGUACGCCAUAAAGGUGCACCUCAACUCCGUUCUGCUGCAAGAAAAUUAAAUUACUUUCAAUACCAUUCAUACGAUGUCAUCGGGACAUAUCUAAUUUUAAUUUUUGUAGUAAUUUAUAUUUUGUACUCUGUCGUAAAAUUAAUUUUAAGAAAGAUAUGUUCCUUAAUAUGUGGCAAUAAGGGAUCUAAAAUCGAAAACAGCAAAAAGAAAAAUUAAUACUCAUAAUUGUGAUGAAAAAUAGAUACAAAAUUCAAAUCGUGUGAAAUACAAUUGUUCCAUGACAUGAAACGCUGUUACCUCUUUUCUGUAAUGUUCUACAUUUUUUCAUGAAAUAUAUCCAUCCUAAAUUGGACAAAGCAUCC
Folsomia candida is the source of this 1922-nucleotide messenger RNA. Its product is annotated as UDP-glucuronosyltransferase 2A3. Gene Ontology annotation, molecular function: UDP-glycosyltransferase activity. The record is from RefSeq and is a predicted model, not a curated record. The transcript has 5 exons. Bases 208 to 1776 code for a protein of 522 amino acids. NCBI's taxonomy places the organism in Eukaryota, Metazoa, Arthropoda, Collembola, Entomobryomorpha, Isotomidae.